AUGAAGGCCAUAGUAAUGGAUGGAGAGCCUGGCAAGGCAUCUCUGGUCACUGACCGGCCUUAUCCUAAGCCGAGACCGGGUUAUAUUCUUGCCGACGUGAAGGCCGUCGCACUGAAUCCCACAGACUGGAAGCACAUUGACAAAAUCAACACGAAAGGCUGCCUGGCAGGAUGUGACUGGGCCGGCGUGGUUGCAGAAACAGGCACCGGAUAUGAGACACCUUGGAAAGUUGGAGAUCGGAUUGCCGGGUUCGCGCACGGCGGCAACUCGCUGCAGCCCGAGGACGGGGCGUUUGCAGAGAGAAUCGCGGUCAAGGCCGACCUUCAACUGCAUCCGCCAGCGAACAUGUCGUUCGAAGACGCCGCAACGCUAGGCGUGGGUGUGGUCACCUGCGGACAGGGACUGUUUCAGAAGAUCGGGUUGAACUGGCCGACUGACCCGUCGACAAAGGGAGAGUUCGUGUUCAUCUAUGGUGGAAGCUCGGCGACUGGUACUCUAGGCAUCCAGUUCGCGAAGCUGGCGGGGUAUCGAGUCAUCACCACUUGUUCGCCACGAAACUUCGAUCUGGUCAAGUCCCUGGGAGCUGAGGCUGCCUUCGACUACAAUGACCCCGAAGUCACAACCAAGAUCAACGAAUAUACCAAAGGGGAACUCAACUACGUGUGGGACACGAUCGCUCUGCCGAAGACUGCAAAGAUUUGUUCGGAGGUGAUUUCGUCUGGUGGCAGAUACGGCUCUAUCUUGAAGGUCGACUUCCCACGCAAAGACGUCACGACAACAAUGACCAUGGGAUAUACGGCGACUGGGGAGCCUACAGAUAAACCAAUGUUCAAAAGCUCGGCUAACGAGGGUGAUUUCGAGUUCAUGAAGAAGUGGGUCAGGGCUGUCGAACCUCUUCUUGCGGAAGGCAAGUUAAAGGUUCACCCGCCCAAGGUGGGCAAAGGUUUAGAAGGAGUCCUGGAAGGUCUCGAUCUGCUGAGAAAGGACAAAGUCAGCGGGCAGAAGCUGGUGUACACUCUGUAA
Cladophialophora yegresii CBS 114405 is the source of this 1023-nucleotide messenger RNA. RefSeq lists its product as uncharacterized. NCBI's taxonomy places the organism in Eukaryota, Fungi, Ascomycota, Eurotiomycetes, Chaetothyriales, Herpotrichiellaceae. Bases 1 to 1023 code for a protein of 340 amino acids. The transcript has 2 exons. Gene Ontology annotation, molecular function: oxidoreductase activity, acting on NAD(P)H. The record is from RefSeq and is a predicted model, not a curated record.